Molecule: messenger RNA, 2842 nt
Organism: Carya illinoinensis
Lineage: Eukaryota; Viridiplantae; Streptophyta; Magnoliopsida; Fagales; Juglandaceae
Product: CWF19-like protein 2
Exons: 12
Coding region: 195-2603 (802 amino acids)
Biological process (GO): mRNA splicing, via spliceosome
Cellular component (GO): post-mRNA release spliceosomal complex
Source: RefSeq, a predicted model, not a curated record
UAGGAUGGGAAGUAGGGUCCAGUUUACCUCAAGAGAUUAGAAUACCAUUUCAAAUACAUUGCAACUGGAGCCCCAAUUUUCUUCUUCCUUUCGAGUUUUAUACGAAGACAUUGGAGCUUUUCGGUGAAUCGGUUUCUACUGCAAUUUUCGCUACCCGCACGUUUAAUUGUAUAAGCCUCACUGCUGCAUAAACAAUGCUUUCUGGACUCAAGUUCAUUCCCCGCGACAAGAUUGAAAGAGCACAAAAUGAUGACUCAGAUGAUUCUUUAAAAGAGAAGAAAAAAUCCAGUAGCAGAAAGGCAAAACAUAGGAUGAAAACGAAGAGUUCUAGGUGCAGUAGUUCGGAUGAUGAGGAUGUCCAGAGAAUUAAGAAACGGUCUAGCAAGAAGAAGUGGUACUCAUCAGAUGAGAAUUCCUCAGGUGAAAGUGCAGGCAAUUCUGGCGAAGAAAAUAAUGGUCGGGAUAAGAGGAAGAGUAGGAGUAAGGGUAAGCGAGGUAAGGGUGAAAUUUUGGUGGAUGAUGAUAGUGAUAGGUCAAAGAAGAAAUCAAGACAUAGGGAAGAUAGAAGGAGAAAGAGCAAGGAUAGAGGGGAUCGAGAGGAUAUCACUGCAGAAGACUUGUCUGAAAGUGAUGAAGGAACUACUCAUUCCAUGAAGGAGAUGGAAAUUGUGAGAAAAGAAAUGGGAUUAGAAUGGAUGCUUCGACCUGCAGAAAGGAGGGUGGAAAGGCCUGUAGUAACUAUUGACAACCACUUAGAAGAAACUCCCACUGAGGAGAUAAAUAAGGUGCAUCCCAAGGAAUUGAAUCCUUAUUUGAAAGAUGAUGGUAGUGGUUAUCCAGAAGAUACUAACGGAAGCAAAGCUAGUGGCGACCGACUUUUAUCUUCUUCUGUUGUUGGAGAUGGAGGUGCAAGCUGGAGAAUGAAAGCCUUGAAGCGUGCACAAGAACAAUCGACCCGAGAAGGGCGGAGGCUUGAGGAAGUUGUUGAAGAAAGGUGGGGUUCUCUUGGUCAACUGGCUGUUUCUGUAGCAUCUCGUUCAGCUGCUCCAUCUCGAGCUCAUCUACGUGCCAUAAAUGAUAGGAAGAGAGGGGAACAACGAACAGGUUCAGACAAUCAAAGUGGGACAGUUACCAAAAAGGGGCAUGACUUGAAGGAUGUACCUUUCCAGCAUCAUAAAAUGAGGGAGCCUAAAGUUCAAGAUUCUUUAUCGUGGGGAAGGCGGAAAAAUCAAAAUAUGUCUUCUAAGGAUGAUGGACUUAUAUCUUCUGCAGUAUCUAGCUUAAAUAGGUUUGCCAAUGAUGGAAACUUUAUGCACAGUGCUCUGCGACAGCAGAAUAACGAUCCUGUUGGUUCUGUUGAGGGAAACGUGGAGAUGGAAUUUGCUUCAUCUCAAAUGAAGCAAUCUAGUGAAGGCAUUGAAGUGGCUAAUGAUGCAUUGAGUGCAAACCAGUUGGCAGCUAAGGCAAUUCAGCUUCGUAUGAAAGGAAAGCAUGAAGAAGCCGAUAAACUUUUGCAAGAAGCAAAGAAGAUAAAGGCAAAGCAGGGUGCUGGUGAUAAUUCAAUUAGACUGCAGAAUGAAGGAACCUCAAGCAGAUAUAUUAUGCAGGAUAGAUCUAUUCGACGAAAGAAGGAUGAGGAUGAUGCUGAUAUGCAUCUAGCUCGAAACAUAAUGCAUAACAAAAAGUUUACUACGUAUGGUCAGGCAGAUGAUGAAUAUGAUUUUGAAGAUGGCCUUAGCAAAAAGGCUCAGAAGAAGGGUGGAGGUAAUGAGCAAAAGGUCACCCAAAAGAGUAUGCGACUGUUAACUCAACAAGAGAGGUGCCUUUUUUGCUUUGAGAAUCCAAAGGCACCAAAACAUCUUAUUGUGUCAAUUGCACAAUUCACAUACUUGAUGUUGCCACAUUGGCAGCCUUUAGUGCCUGGUCAUUGCUGCAUUGUACCACUGCAGCAUGAAUCGGCCACAAGAAUUGUGGAGGAUAAUGUGUGGGAAGAAAUUCGCAACUUCAAGAAAUGCCUUAUUAUGAUGUUUGCAAAGCAAGAGAAGGAUGUGGUGUUUCUUGAAACGGUGAUGGGCUUGGCACAACAACGCCGCCAUUGUUUGAUUGAGUGUAUACCUUUGCCCCAACAAAUUGCCAAACAGGCUCCUUUAUAUUUUAAAAAGGCGAUUGAUGAAGCUGAGGAUGAAUGGAGCCAACAUAAUGCAAAGAAGCUCAUUGAUACAAGCCAAAAGGGGUUGCGUGGUUCAAUUCCCAAAAAUUUUCCGUACUUCCAUGUUGAGUUUGGCCUAUAUAAGGGAUUUGUCCAUGUAAUAGAUGACGAGAAACAGUUUAAGAGCAGCCUCGGCCUUAAUGUCAUAAGAGGCAUGCUACAGUUGCCGGAGGAAGACAUGCAUCGUCGCCGAAGGACGUGCGCUGUGUUCGUGAGAGAGAGAGAGAGGUGCAAAUUUGUAGAUUUCUUCUAUUAUGUGAGCUCUAAGCCGGAGCAAAACUUGUCUGUCUACUUUACAGAAAGUAUAUUUGCUUACAGUAACACUGCAGGUGAAACCAAAAGAAAACGUGCAGAUGCUUGGGUUAAAUUAAAUCUGCUAGCACUUGACUGCUAGGAAGAGUAGGUUAAAUGUAAUCUACACCCUACAGAGAAAUAGUUGACCCUGGUCUGUUGAGUCUAAUCCCCCGAUUAAUGUACCCCACACUGACUGGUUGUUGAUGUUCGAGACAUAUAGGAUAUAAUGAUCCCAUCUGUGAACGUGACAUGUAUAUGAAUCAGAUUAACAACGUUACUUUGUUUUUUUAUUUUUUUAAAUUUUUAAUUGUACUGGACGAUGAGAUACGUUUACCAUAA